AUGGAGUUGUUAGAGAUCGAGGAGCUACCGAAGAAACUCCUUCGGGAAGAGGCCGGUCGUGCCUUCCGUCUCCAAGCCUCGGCGUCUAUGGACAUGUGGCUUUGCAUGAAGCGAGCCAUCUCGGUGGCCGAACACCCCAAGAAGGCCUAUGAAGACGGUCAUGCCAAGGUUGCCGAGUUGGGAAAGACCCUCCAGGACCAUGCUCAUCUGCUAAAGGACAAACAAGUUGCUGAACGGCAAGUUAAAGCUUCGGAGACUAAGCUAGCAGAGAUGAGAAUGGUCCUGGAAACCGCGGUGUCGACAGGCGAGGGAUGUUGA
Messenger RNA from Prunus armeniaca (apricot), 318 nucleotides. Lineage: Eukaryota; Viridiplantae; Streptophyta; Magnoliopsida; Rosales; Rosaceae. The record is from the annotation of a GenBank genome assembly.